Molecule: messenger RNA, 390 nt
Organism: Symbiodinium necroappetens
Lineage: Eukaryota; Dinophyceae; Suessiales; Symbiodiniaceae
Source: the annotation of a GenBank genome assembly
AUGGAAGACAAGGCUCGGGAGGGUCGUGGCUGGCUCCGAUGGGACCAGGUGGAUGGCGCGAACAGCAGCAAUGCCACCCAAUCUGACCUGCUCUGGUCUCACGAGCACAAGGAGUGUUUGGAGUCUGAGAACAUCUGGACCCCGCUGUCCAUGCCCGACCAGAGCAGGACUGAUGAGCCCGACCACAUUAGCUGCAGGGCGCGCUGCCUGGCCGUCCGGGGCUGUGCACACUGGUCGUACUACCUCGGAGCUGGCAGCUGCUACCUGCAGAAUUCGUCAGCGACGAAGGAAUCUGGCAAGGGUGCUGUGUCCGGGAUCCCCGGAUGCCGUGACAAGGACCCGAGUAUUCACCUGGGCAUGAAUGCUCCUAGGUGGCAAGUUGAGGUUUGA